Molecule: messenger RNA, 5445 nt
Organism: Psylliodes chrysocephalus
Lineage: Eukaryota; Metazoa; Arthropoda; Insecta; Coleoptera; Chrysomelidae
Source: the annotation of a GenBank genome assembly
GCUUACAUUUUUACUUCAAGGCAUACGCUUAUGUUUAUUUUGAAAAAUAUGGAUAAUCAAUCUAUGUCUAUCUAUUUCAUUGACCUUGUCAAAUCACCAGGUCUACAAGUGUUGCCAUAAUUUUGCAAUAUCAUAACCCGUCAAAGCCCACUGGUAGGCAUUCAGUUUGGAAUGCCCAAUUGGUCACAUUUGAUUAUUGGAAUUUAUUUAUUUUUUAAACAAUAAUGGUUAUGCAAAGGAUUUGUUUACAACCGAAUACACACAACUGCAUAUAUUUUAUUAAAAAAAAAGAAAAACCUACUUUAGUAAUCUUUUCAUCGUCUGAUCAAUCUACAUGGAUUUAUCAUAUCAUUGGUUCAAUUUCGUAUUCGGAACGGCGGGAAAUAUUUUGUAUGAGUUUCUUUAGAGGUUAGAUGUUUAGAUAAAUAAAUAAAGAGUUAUUCGGUUUUAGUCAUGUUUUAAUAUAAGUUGUGGAAUUUAUUUAUAAAUAUUUUAAUAUUAAAUUAUGGCGUUAGAUUAUACACAAAGACGUGAAAGUGAGAAUAAUGAAAAUGAAACUAACGAUAAAGAAAACUUGUUAGAAAGCCACAUCAUGAAGGAAAAAGAAAGCAGUCCCAUUUUUUCAGAAUAUGAUAACGUUAAUGGACAAACUGAAAAUGAAUUAAAGAAUAAACAUGAAAAUACAACUUUUUUACAAGAUCAUAAUAAUGAAAAUGAAUUAAAAUCCAUUGGAUCUAAUAAAAAGAAACAUAAAAGUAGAAAACGGAUUACAGUAAUUGAUAGUGACUCUGAGGAUGAUAUGAACAUCGAAAAUUUCAAUGAAAGUGAAGAUAUAACUAUCAGAGACUCGAUUGGUUCUAAUGAAACUGAAAAAGAACUUAGUCAUAGGAAAUCUAGAAAACUUACAAUGUUUGAAAGUGAUUCUGAAAAUGAAAUAGACAAUUUUACAGUUACCAACGAAGAUUGUGGAACAAAUACAACUAAGAAUAGAAAUAUAAGUAGGAACAAAAUUAAUUUUGAUGAAAGUGAUUUAGAGACUGAUGAUAAAGAUGAGAAACCUGUUGAACAGGAUGCAAUAUAUGCAAUUAAUUCUGAUGGAAAACUUGUUGCUGAAAGUUCAACAGUCAAGAAUUCUACUUGGGCAGCCCUUUGUGACUCAGAAAGUUCUGGACCUGAAAAUAGUGAUAAAGAGCAAGCAUACAAUAGUGAUAACGAAAAAAGCUGCACUUCCAAUGAAAUAAUCAAACCUAUCAAGUAUAAAAAAAGGAAUAUACGAAAGGAUGAAUCACAAGAGAUGUCUUUUAAAGAGGCGUCCAAACAGAGAGAUGAAAUUCGCUCAGAAUCUCAGAGAAUGCUCAGAGAAUCUAACAUUUCAUUGCCUUAUCAUAGGCCCAAAUCUUUUACAUUGAAAGAUUUUUUAGCCAAAAGACCGAAAUUUGCCUCUGCUGUUCCUUUAGGAUCAAAAAUGCCUACCUCUAUGGCUAUAAAAAUGUCUGUUCAACAGCUAGAAGUUAUUACUAAAAAUCUAGAAGAAAGGCAUAAAGAAGUAAGAGAAUUUUAUAAGUCUGAUAAUGAAGAAGAAGACGAUGAAGAUCCUGAAAAUAAUGAAGUUUUACCAGAUUCUGAAAAAGUUGAAGAAACAAAUUUGACUAAAUCUUUAGAAGAUGAUAGAAUUGAAACAAAUUAUAUUGAAAAAAAUAUCGAUGAUAUAGAAAAUAUUAAUGAAGCACUAAGAAAUGGAGAUAAUUUUGAUGUUAAUAAAAAUUUAGAAAAUAUAGAGGAAAAAAACAUUGAAAUUGAUUCAGACAAGAUUAAUUCAUGUAAAAUAGAUAUAGCAGCAAAUAAUUCAACCGAUUAUGAUAGAUUAAUAGAAGAAAAUGAAAAUAUAAACAAAAUAAUAGAAGACAACGAAUAUUCUGAAGGGAAAAAGAGUAUUAUAGAUUAUGAUACAUUAACUGAAGAAAAUGAAAAUAUAAAUAAAACAAUAGAAAACAAUGAAGGGAAGAAAAUUAAAAUAAUAUCUGAAUUCGUUAUUAAGGAUGGCAUUGAGAAUAAUUCUUCAAUUGAAAAUAUAUUAACUGAAGAAAUAGAUACGGGCCUUAAGAUAAAUAUGCCAUCAAAUUCUGAUUCUUUAUCAAUAAACUCAGACAAGGAGCAUGUAGUUGGUGACAAACUAUCUAAUGACAAAAAUGUUCAUGAAACAAAUUUGGUAGUUGAACCAAGUUCAAUAAAUUAUGAAUUUAAUUUAGACGAUAUUGAAGAAAAUUCUGAAAAUAUUUUAAACAAUGAUAAAGAAACCCAAAGAAAAGUAGAUACGUCCGAAAACUUACCACAAGUAGAUGAAGAGUUACCUAAAAAACAUUCAAACCAGUUUGUAUUUGGUGAAAUAGAUAAAGAAAUAGAAAAUUUUGGAAAUAACGAAGAACUGACUAUAAUUGAAAAUCAAAAAUUUAAACUAGAUAGAUUCAAAUCAAGACUAUCUAAUAUUACACCGAGAUUAAGCGGCGAUCUAAAUCACCUUAUAGACUUGGACGAUGUCGUCAAACCUAAUGAAGUUACUAAACUUAUGGAACGGUUUGCUCAACAUACAGCUAAGAUAAUACACCACAAAGACAGAGUACAAUUAAAUAUAGUCAGUGUUGAACACGGCGGUGAAAUUCAUAAAGAAACUCUAGCUGUUAGAGUAGACGACGAGGAAGACCUUUCAAUCGAAGAAAAACCUGGAGCAAGAUUACAAAAAUUAAGGAACGAAUUGCAAAAUCAAAUAGCUCAACGAAAAUCUGAGAUAUGGCAACAAAAAGCCAUUGUAAAAGAAAAUAAUCAAAUUGUUAAAGACCCAUAUGAUGAUGAAAAGUCGGAAUGUGGUGCUGACGAUGCUAUUCUUGAUGAUGAUGAAGAAGAAGAAAUGUCUGAAUCCAGUGAAGAAGACGAAGAAGAAGAAAUUGAAGAAGAUACAAAAGAAAAAAGAUCAAAGGAGAAGUCUAUUUUUGUUCAUGAUGAAGCAGAUGUAGAUGACGAAGUAGAUGCAGAUGAUGAAGCAGAUAUAGAUGAUGAAAUUGAAGAAUAUCAAGAACAUUUAAAAAGUGAUGAAGAAAAUGAUAAUGUUGGCAAUGAUGAUAAUGAUGAUAGUGAUGAUGUUGAUGAUGAAGAAAACAAAGCUGCAGAUGAUCACGAAAACAAUGUUAAUGAGACGUCAUCAUCUUCAAAACCUUUGAGGAGGAUAAUACAAUGCUUUUCAGAAGAUUCUGAUGAAGAUGAAGACUUUCGUAUACCUGGAGAAACUAUUAAGAAAAUUGCUGAAAAAUUAAACAGAAGUAAUGAAGAUACCAAUAACACCCAAGAAGAUUAUAUUCGCCCUUAUCAGUUGCAAAAUCUUACUAAUAAAACACCAAUUAAAUCGAUUUCAGAAAGUUCAAAUAAUGCUUUAAAAUUUUUAACUCCCGUUUCAUACAUUACCGGACUCCAAAAUUUAACAAAUUCUGUUACCAAGGUUAAUGUACCUUCGCCAUUAAAAGAAACAGAUUGGCAUGCUGAACUUGAAAGGAAGCUACAUGCUGAUUCGAUCAUCACAAACUCGCAGGCUGUAGCAAUGAGAGAAUUAUUUACUGAAACAUUUUCGGAAUCCCAGGAUGUUUCAGAUAGUCAUUCUGAAAAUGUAAAAUCAAGCUGUAUAACUUUAGAUAUUCCUCCCACUGUACCUCCUAAUACACAAGAUAUUUUAAACAUUUGUUCUGGGCGAUUUGAUGAACCAACUUCGUCGAUGCCGCCAUCUACUCAAGAUAUUUUAAAUAUAUGUUCUGGAAAGUUUACUGGGAUUUCGCAGGUAUCCGAGAGUAUUCCAAACAUUCCAGUCACUCAUAAAGUAAAUCGGGUAGAAGAAGUGAAGUAUUUGAGUGAGGAUCAAGAUAUGGUAAUUUCACAGUUAAUAAAUGAGGAAGAAAUGGCGGCAUUUAAGAAGAAAUUCGAUUCACCAGUUUUAAUACACAAUCAAAAAGUUGUUGAAGAAGUCGAGGAAGUGGAAAGAGUAGGAGGAAUUAUAGAUUCGGAUGAAGAAGUACUGGAGGUGAAGAAGAAAAAGAGGAAUCAAAAGAAACUUACUUUCUCAGAUGAUGAAAGUUCAAAUGAAGAUGAGGAAAAGGAAGAAGAAAUCGAUCUCCAUGAUAAUAUUGAAGGAGAAGAAUGUGAAAUAAAUUAUGAUUCUGAAGAAAAUGAAGUUGAUUAUUCAGAAGAAAAAGUUAAGGAGAAUCUCAAAAUGGCAGAUUUCUUUGAAGCCGAAGCCGAAUUAUCGGAAUCUGAAUGGGGCAGCGCGGACGAAGACGAAAAAGAUUUAGAUACUCUCGAAUUCGAACAAGGCGACACGGAAAAAUUUGACGAAAAACAAUUGAGAACGGAUCUAGAAAGGAUACACAUGAGGAGGUUGUUGGAUGACGAUACAAGAGAGGUAAAACUUCUGCAAGAAAUGCUUUUGGACGACGGGGAAUUGCAUGGAACAGGUCGUGAACGACAAUUUAAAUGGAAAACCAUCGAUUCCAAUUUCCCAGAAGACGACGACGCAGAAAAGAAAGGUAGCGACGAUGAAAAUUGCGUUGAAGAUGAAAACGAAGAACAGUGGCGUAAAAAACGACACGAGAGAGAAAUGUUUUUGAAGGAAAAAAAUUCGCAGGAGACGAAAGACGAUGAUCUUCUAAGCGGAAGCGAGAUAUUGAAAUUGGGACAUAAAGUUAUACGAAAAAGUAUGAGUAAUUCGCAAGAAGUAAAAAUAUCGUUGGAGAAUCCUGACUUGGGUUGUAGUCCUGCUAUAAAAAAAAGCUUUAGCUUAUUGCAUAAAAGAGGUUCAUUUUUAACGAGGGGAGACCAAGUUUUGGAAAGGUUAGCUGAGUUUAAUAAAACGGCUACUCUUGUCACAAUGGCUACAGGAAAGGCUGUUAAAAAUUCCAAAAAUUUCUUAUUUCAAAGAGUUGGUCAGGAGACUGUAACAACAACAACAACUACUUCAUUUUUAAAUCUUAAACGCAAAGCAGACGAUGGUACACCGAAAGUUAUAAAAAAACUACGUUUGACUGAUAAUUUGAGUCCAGCUUUGGAUAGGAAGAAAACAACGAACAAACAAAUCAAAACAAAGCUAUUUGGUACGUCUUAGACUAUUUUUAUGGAUGUUUGUAUAUUAAUUUUUUAGGCUAAAGUAUGUAGGUAUAAAAUUUAUGUAUUAUUAAAUUAAAUGUUGCAUUUUAUCGUAAUUAAUUUCCUCUGUGUUAAGGAGCAUAAGUGAUUCUAAUAAAUUUUGUUGAAGGGCGGAUCUCAAUCUUGUUUUAAUUAUCUUUAAUUUUGAAAAAGUUGUAGUCUACAUAGCAAGUAACCUGUUCAGGAUAUUUAAUUUUAAUAAUUGAAAUUGUGAUUAGGGAUUUUUAUAGAAUUGUCAUAUUUGAUAAAUAUAUUUAAUACUGC